UGAUCGUGUGACAAGUGUUUAUCAGCUUUCAAGUGGUGUUUCCACUCAGAGUCGCAACUUGCAAGCAUAACUCUUUUUACUGCUUGCAUACUAUGGGCUGGCAGAAAACAUUUACGCUUCCACAAAAAUCCAAAGGGUGUCAUCUUGUCACGGACGAGGUGUACACCCAGAUUGCACCAGGUAUUAAGGACGUGAAGGUUGGAAUGCUUUUCCUCUUCAUUCAACACACGUCAGCCGCGCUGACGAUUAAUGAAAAUUAUGAUCGAGACGUUCGCAAAGAUAUGGACAUGGCUCUGGACAAUAUCGUUCCCGAGAGUCUUAACUGGAUGCACACAGAUGAAGGCCCAGACGAUUCUGUCUCUCACACAAAGACAUCAUUGAUCGGCGCCACCAUCUCGAUCCCAGUUACCGAUGGCCGUCUGAACCUCGGCACCUGGCAAGGUAUCUACUUGACCGAAUUCAGACACGCAGCACAUUCUAGGCGUGUCGUUGCCACAGUGUUGUCUUAGAAUGUCAGCAAUGAACGUAUGGAGCAACUGUGAAUAUUCCACAGUGAUCAUGAAAGGCGUUUUACACUAUUAUGGAUGUUUAUGGUUACGUGCUACAAUGCUCUAUCCCUUUAGACUAACAUCGAUCGGCUCAAAUUGGAAACCCCUGUUCUAUCGUCUCGUCUACCCUGCCUAAAACAAACUAGAUCUACUAUGAUCUCCAUACUUGGAGAAAGUUGUGCGAG
Messenger RNA from Suillus paluster, 733 nucleotides. RefSeq lists its product as uncharacterized. The transcript is spliced from 9 exons. The record is from RefSeq and is a predicted model, not a curated record. Lineage: Eukaryota; Fungi; Basidiomycota; Agaricomycetes; Boletales; Suillaceae. Bases 93 to 509 code for a protein of 138 amino acids.